Molecule: messenger RNA, 1394 nt
Organism: Saimiri boliviensis boliviensis (Bolivian squirrel monkey)
Lineage: Eukaryota; Metazoa; Chordata; Mammalia; Primates; Cebidae
Gene: OR2H2
Product: olfactory receptor family 2 subfamily H member 2
Biological process (GO): G protein-coupled receptor signaling pathway
Cellular component (GO): membrane
Molecular function (GO): G protein-coupled receptor activity; olfactory receptor activity
Source: RefSeq, a predicted model, not a curated record
UUAUGGGGUGAUGAAAUGUUCUGUAAGUAAAUGGUGUUGGUUGCACAACUUGUGAAUAUACUUUAAACCACUAAAUUACACACUUCGAAAGGGUGAAUUUUGUGGAAGUCAGAGGCACCAGUGUGAGGCUCUAUCUGCUGUCCAGUACAUUCAUGGUUUCCUCACUCUCACUGGACAAUGUUUAACCCGGAAGAACAGAGAAUGAGAAGGAGCUGCUGGAUGGUGAUCACCCUGGAAAAGGGAGGCUGGGAGAACAGAGACAGCAGAGAAACUCACAUCCGCUGUAACCUCACAAACACCCAGGCUGAGUAAUAAGACAGUUUGAAUCACACUGGGGUGACAGACUCAUCUCUUCAGGUAAAAACAGAAAUAGGCCAUGAUUAACCAAAGCUCUCCCGUGGGCUUCAUCCUUCUGGGCUUCUAUGAACACCCAGCCCUGGAAAGGAUUCUCUUUGUGGUUGUCUUGACUUUCUACCUUUUGACCCCGGUGGGCAACACACUCAUCAUCCUGCUGUCUGUGCUGGACCCCAGGCUCCACUCUCCAAUGUACUUCUUCCUCUCCAACCUCUCCUUCUUGGAUCUCUGCUUCACCACGAGUUGUGUUCCCCAGAUGCUGGUCAACCUCUGGGGCCCAAAGAAGACCAUCAGCUUCCUGGGCUGCUCUGUCCAGCUCUUCAUCUUCCUGUCCCUGGGGACCACUGAGUGCAUCCUCCUUACAGUGAUGGCCUUUGAUCGCUACGUGGCUGUCUUCCAGCCCCUCCACUAUGCCACCAUCAUCCACCCCCGCCUGUGCUGGCAGCUGGCAUCUGUGGCGUGGGUCAUUGGGCUAGUGGAGUCACUGGUCCAGACACCAUCCACCCUGCGCCUGCCCUUCUGCCCCCAUCGGCAGGUGGAUGAUUUUGUCUGCGAGGUCCCAGCUCUAAUUCGACUCUCCUGUGGAGACACCUCCUACAACGAGAUCCAAAUGGCUGUUGCCAGUGUCUUCAUCUUAGUUGUGCCUCUCAGCCUCAUCCUUGUCUCUUAUGGAGCCAUUGCUCGGGCAGUGCUGAGGAUUAACUCUGCAAAAGGGCGGAGGAAAGCUUUCGGGACUUGCUCUUCCCACCUCACUGUGGUCACCCUCUUCUACAGCUCAGUCAUUGCUGUCUACUUCCAGCCCAAAAAUCCCUAUGCCCAAGAGAAGGGCAAGUUCUUUGUUCUCUUCUAUGCAGUGGGCACUCCUUCACUUAACCCUCUCAUAUACACCCUGAGGAACAAGGAGGUCACCAGGGCAUUGAGGAGAUUGCUAGGGAAGGAAAUAGAGCUCACACAAAGCCGAGGGAGAGCUGCUUAAUAUGCUUUAAAAGAGAAGAGAUUCUGUGUGCUUUUAUCAGAAAGUUUGAGUUCCCUGCUCCUCU